Messenger RNA from Fusarium pseudograminearum CS3096, 330 nucleotides. RefSeq lists its product as uncharacterized. The record is from RefSeq and is a predicted model, not a curated record. Bases 1 to 330 code for a protein of 109 amino acids. NCBI's taxonomy places the organism in Eukaryota, Fungi, Ascomycota, Sordariomycetes, Hypocreales, Nectriaceae. The transcript has 2 exons.
AUGAGACUCACUACUAUCGUCGCUGCCACUGGUGUCAUCUUCACCGCAAGUGUCAAUGGCCUCGCCUGCAAAGACGGCAUCAAGUACUGCAGCUAUAACCUAAACAGCGGAGGUCAUUUCUGGACUGAAGACGAGAUCUGGUCUCAGCUACAAUCAGAGGGCCUCCCAGAUGGCUACACCAAGGGUCACAUACAGCAUACGCUUUUCAAAUGUGAGGACCACUGGUAUUGGUCCAAGGCACACCUGUAUUACGUCGAGUGGUGUGCCAACAGCUGCCAGAAUGGUGGGAGUGGGAAGGAUGAUCUUUGCAGACCUCAUGCAAACGACUGA